This is a messenger RNA of Leptonychotes weddellii (Weddell seal), 615 nucleotides long. Lineage: Eukaryota; Metazoa; Chordata; Mammalia; Carnivora; Phocidae. The record is from RefSeq and is a predicted model, not a curated record.
CGCCGCCGCCGCCGUGCCGGAGUCGAAAGGACCCGGCCGCCGCCCCGCCGCGCCUCCCGCUCGCCGCCGGCUCUCUUUCCUCGGACUCACUCCAACAGCCUGUUAAAAGAUGGUGGAUUACUAUGAAGUUCUAGGCGUGCAGAGACAUGCCUCAGCCGAGGAUAUUAAAAAGGCGUACCGGAAAUUGGCACUCAAGUGGCAUCCCGAUAAGAACCCUGAGAAUAAAGAAGAAGCAGAGAGAAAAUUCAAGCAAGUAGCUGAGGCAUAUGAGGUGUUAUCAGAUGCCAAAAAACGGGACAUCUAUGACAGAUAUGGCAAAGAAGGGUUAAAUGGUGGAGGUGGAGGUGGAAUUCAUUUUGACACUCCGUUUGAUUUUGGCUUCACAUUCCGUAACCCAGAUGAAGUCUUCAGGGAAUUUUUUGGUGGAAGGGACCCGUUUUCAUUCGACUUUUUCGGUAAGUUCAUUGUUCUGUUGGCAUGACCAUGACUCCGCUGAGAUGGGCAUCCUUUUCUGUUCCAUCACCAUGGCACCCUGUUGUUUGGCUUUGUUUAAGCAGUGUAGGGGUUCUAAAAUCCAUUUUUCUUCCUCUCUGGCAGAGGUUUCUGAGUGGACGC